AUGUCUGACAACAACUCCGCCGUUGACGCUCACAACACAGCUCGCCGCUCGGCUCCUGGCCAAAACCGACCAGAUCUUACCUGGGACGAUAACCUGGCUCAAGAUGCGAAGACAUAUGCCCAGCAUCUAGCGGACACCAACACAUUCGAGCACUCGGGGGCUGCUGGUCAGGGCGAGAACCUGUACAUGUCCAGUGGGGAUGCCAGUCUGACUGAUGCUGUCAACGCGUGGCUUGACGAGAAGCCCAACUACAACGGCCAGAAAAUCCCGGACGGCAAUUUCGGCAGCUAUGGCCACUACACUCAGUGUAUCUGGCCGACAAGUACAAAAGUCGGCCUCGCUGCCGCCGUGGCCUCGAAUGGCGCGACUUACAUAGUCGGCAGGUACACACCGCCAGGGAACUGGAUGGGCCAAAGCGCUUAUGGAGACACGGACAACGUCUCAGCGGCAGAAGCGACUGACAACGCGCCAUCCGGCCCGUCGCAGUACACUGUCGUCGAUGGCGACUCCAUGUGGAAAAUCUCGGAGAAGCUCGGAGUGUCCUUGGAUGAGCUCAAGAGCCGCAACCCACAGAUCCAGGGUCCCGACUUUGUAGUGCGAAAGGACGACGUGCUCACGGUGCCUUGCGAGUCUUCGCAGAAGCAGUUCGGUGUCAAGGUCCUGUCGGCUAUCCAGAGCGGCGGCUCCGGCUACGUCGUCGUCCCGGGCGACAGCCUCUGGGCUAUCGCGCAGAAGCUCGGCGUGGAUGUCGAAGCGCUCAAGGCGGCCAACCCUGACGUCCAAGGACCGGACUACCAGGUCAAUAUUGGCCAGACUCUCAAUGUCCCAGGGCAGGGUGGUGGCAAGUACACGGUCGUUGCCGGAGACACUAUGUAUAGUAUCGCUGAGAGGUCCGGCGUUAGCCUGCAGGACCUGCAGAGCGCCAACCCUCAAGUGCAGGGACCUGACUACGCACUUCACGAGGGUGACGUGCUGACGAUCCCGGCUGGAGGCCACGCGCCUGCUGGCCCACCUGUGUCCGGCGGGGCCGGCGGUGUUGUGCACUACAGCGGGCCGAGCAGCAACUUCCCGGGGCCGGACAAGUGGGUAUCGUGGGAGACGAUGGCGGCGCACAACGCCGAGGUGAUGAACACGACGGGCAACUCGGCGCAGGAGACGCAGUGGGUGUUGGAUGCCGUGAACACGGUCGCGGGUGAGGUGGGCAUGGACCCGCGCUGCAUACUGGCGGUAAUUAUGCAGGAGUCUCACGGCAAGGUGCGUGUCAACAGCACCACGUCGCCUGGCGCCGGCAUCAACAACACUGGCAUCAUGCAAGCCCACAACGGCGCCUCGUUCGAUGAGGGCGACCCUCAGGGCUCCAUCCUGCAUAUGGUCCGCGACGGUGCCGGCGGCGUCCCGGGACCCACGGGCGGUGAUGGCUAUAAGCAGCUGUUGGAACGAUAUGGCAACGACUUUUACGUCGCUGCUAGGGGCUACAACUCUGGAGACCUGGGGAUCAACCACCAGGACCUGAGCUCGGGCGGUGGGGCGACGAAUGCGUACUGCUCUGAUAUCGCAAACAGGCUGUGUGGUGUUGAUCCUAACUAA
This is a messenger RNA of Diaporthe amygdali, 1587 nucleotides long. RefSeq lists its product as uncharacterized. The transcript is spliced from 3 exons. The record is from RefSeq and is a predicted model, not a curated record. The coding region runs from base 1 to 1587 and encodes 528 amino acids. Lineage: Eukaryota; Fungi; Ascomycota; Sordariomycetes; Diaporthales; Diaporthaceae.